ACCUCGUGUUAGGAUCGUGAAUUGACUGUCGUAAACCGACCGUCAUGUUUCCCGGUACUCACCAGGUAUUUCCCUCCACAGGCGUAGUUUGCCCUUACGUCAGCGACGGUACGUGAAGUGUGUGUGUCGAAUCGGCGUGAGAAAACCCACACGUCGGUGUGCAACAUCCUCGUCGAACUUUCGAGAUUUUUGAGCUUCGGAUCGCGGAAGAACGGACAUGAAGGACGUGGGUCCCCGCGUUAGCUCGUGAUUAGAGUUUCGAUCGAGCAAGGUGCGACGAAAUUCCUCGCUCAAUUCGCGACGUGACGUUUCAGUGCAUGACGGUUGAUUAAUUUUGGUUAUUGUGAUUUGCCGAUUACUCGAGUCGAAGAAAAUUUUCCUCAACUGAUGGCCAACAUUGGUCCCUCGGGGAAGUUUCUAAAUUCAGAAGCCAAGGAACGACAGUGCGACGGACAACGAAAGUCGGGGACAACUCUGGCCGCGGCUGUCAUUGAACGCAUUAUCGCGAUUUCUCGCACGAUUGUUUUCGCAAGGGAAUAACAGAGGAGCAAGAGGAGGAGACGAGGAAGGAGGCUCGCUUGAAAAGAGUUCUGAAAGAAACCUUUGUUCCCUUCUCUCCCCCCUGCACUUCAAGUCUUCAAGUUACGUUAUUUCGGCUGAAUCUUUCUUUACAUGUUUGUCACUGUCUCAAGCCGCGUCAUUUAACACGUGUUUAAACAUAUUAAAUUAUAAUUUGCACGCUUAGGGCUGAUUUUUCCAACUUCUUGGUAUAAGCUAACUAAUAAUUAAAUCACAUGUCUGUUUUUGUUUGAUUUGAUGGUGGAUCAAAGACAAAUUUAUCUCUUAGCCAGGCUAAGUUACCAAGAGAUUGAAAAAAUUGGCUGUUGAAUGUGUCAAGUGACGUGACUUGAGGCGGAAAGAAACGUGUGCAAAGAGCUUUGGUCAAAUCGCACGUUCAUGCGUUCAAAACCAACAUACAUGGAUUUACAGUGUGACGAGUUCAAUGACGUGGGUGCAUCUGCGUCGAGAUAGGUACGCAAUAUCACCAUAGUAUUACUAAUUUGCGCAUUACAAAAGAGAGGUAAUUAAAGUUUCUAAGUACGGCGACGUCGUAAUUAGUUUCCAAGUACUCGGAAUAUUGCCUCGAGUUGGGUAAUCGUGGGUCCGACUCGGCUUAAGAACACGAAGCGACGUGGCAGCGGCGGCGCAAGUUGGAAAAUUCAAUUUCUCGUAUGCGCGCGCACGCGCGCCCGCAAUUUUCGGCGCGAUCUCUCGCUCGAGAUCUCGUAACGCGCGCUCCUCUUGUGCAGUCGCCGCUUGCCGAAUUUUCGCACUCGCGCGACGUGUAAUUAAUGCAGAGCAAAUCGAGCAGCUAACAGCUGCGUCGAUGGAACGAGUCUCAGCUGCACGGAGAUCGCACAGAGACGGUACAGAGACUUCGUCCUCGGGAAUUAUUCUCGCGAUAUCGAACAGCGGAAAAGAGCGGCGGCAAACGCGCGUCCUAUGAAACUCCACACUCAUGGGGCGACAUCCGAGUCUAAGCGUGAUACGUCGCGCUGCAAGCGCGACCGUAGACGAGAAAAAUCGUGAACAGUCGUCGAUUCGCGAAUCCAGGAGAGAAAACAAUCAGAGGGCAGGUAGGAGAGUAUCGCAGAGAAAGAGAGAGAAAGAGAGAGAGCGAGGGUGGACCAGCGUCAACGAGUGGGGGCGAUCUAGCCGAAGAGGGCGAGGUGGGGAUACAGGAGGGCGCUAAUGCGGCUUGGGGUAUAUAUGCUCGAUGCGAGUGAGAGUACGCUACAGUUCACCAGGAGACAAAAGCGACGAGGGAGACAGAAGGAAAGACAGAGAAGAGGAGAGAGGGAGAGAGGAACAGGAUCAGGGUAUCACACGAGAUCGAGCAUCGAGUCCAAUAGAUAUUAGUGAGAAGACUCUAUUUCUGCAGUCUGAAGAUUAAACCAGUGAAAGAGAGGAAAGAAGCUGAUCGGCCUUAGGAGAACGCGACGCGAACAAGUGUGUGACGAUCGGUGUCGUUGAAUCGUUAUACGCGCUCUACCAGCCGCGUCAGACUUGUCGCUGUCGUUACUUCCUUUCGCUUGUAAUCUCGAGUCGACCUGAGUGCGCGCACAACGAUGAAACUGUCGAUCAGCGCGGCAAUAUUGUGCGUUCUGCUCGUCGUGCUGCUGCCGGGAGCGUCGUACGCCAGGCCUGCUGACUGGCUUCUUAGCCGGCAGAAACGCCUGUCCGACCAGAGGCUCGCCGAGCUCGAGACGCUGCUGGCGUUGCAGAGACUGAAGGGCAUCGUCGUCCCUGUGGGAUACGGAAAGGUCGACCCGGCUCUCUUAGGCCGCCGGCGAAGAUCCAUCCCGGAGGACGAUCUCCGAGAGCUGCAGCGUCUGCUACUGAUCGUCAGUCAGAACGCGGAGUCGACCGCGGAGCAGUCCGAUCAAUUUCGCCCCUUGCCAUGGAAGGAGGAUCUGCAGGAGGCGCAGAGGGACUAUCAGUUGAUUUAAUUCAGAAGCUCGACGUCGCUCGAGAAUGAGGCGAAAGUCAGGAAAGUGGAAUGUAGGGAGGACGAAGAGGGAAAGACGGAGGGGGAGAAAACGGCAGAAGAAACAGGAAGUAAACAAUUAGAGAAGACACACGUACGCAUAUAAAACACAUAAACAUACACACAUACACACACAUACGCACGCACACAUUUAAUUGAUCUCUCACCGGUGAUCAGUCGACAACGCGCUACCUUCGGACCAGCCUCCGUCCGAGCUUCAACUACUUUACGAACUUACGACUUUAAGGAAAUAAGUAAUUAACUCCGAAUAGAAAAUGAACUUUGCGCGCGUUUUGCGAAAAAGCGAAGAGCUGACCAGCGGGAAGGAGCGGGAGUGCAUCGGCGAGUCGUCGUGUACAGAACGACGCGUUUCCUGCUGGAUCGUAUCGAUCAGACUUCUGAGUUCGUCAUCGCGAGCAUAAUCGACUGCUUAAACGAGAACAGUAUUUCGAAACCGUGAGUCGUCCCUAGUAUUCGUGGAUAGCGUUGUUCCCGCGGCGGCGUUAGGUGUUUCUCUUAGAAUAGCUGCAAUCUCUGCAAAUACCGUUCGCGCGAUCGCGACGCCCAUUUUCGCACGCAAAGAAAAACAUGGUGAUGGCAGCUGCGUGCCGCGAGAGGAUGUCUUCUUUAAUCGUUAACCAAAAAGCUACGUGGCCAUUUGCAAAACGGUAGAGGACUUUUCAGUUUGAUCUAAUGCUCAAACACACGACGGCAGACUUCGCCGUCGCAGCUCAUCAGUCAUAUGAUCGCGCGCGAUCAUUUACCGACCAACUUCCUCGAUUAAUAACUCAAAAUUUUAUGUGGUUAUGUCCGCCAGAUAGUGGAGGAAUCCUCUGCUCACUUAGACUUAGAGUUGUAUCUGCACGCAACAGGUGAGUCAAGAAUUGUCAGAUAUCCUGCGUGCAAUCGCCAUUACCAUGUUUUCUCUUUCACCACCUUUUUUCUCUGAUAGUGCAAUCGAUCAUAAUCGGCUCGCGAUCUCGCGAGAAACGCAAAUGCGCGACGUCUCAGCCGUCGUUCCUCCGAGAGACGCGUUCCUCUCUCACGGGACGACAUUUCUGAGCGCGUCGCGACAACACUUACUUACUCGCCGCUGAUUAACCCGAAGUCUGACUUCCGCGACUAAUUUUUCCGACUAAUCUCUUAGCGCGAACGAUCGAACGGCGGACGAACGGGGCGAGCGGAGAGUCUCAUUGCGAUGCAACAUCGAGACAUGUUCACCAUUACUCAAUCUGUCCUUCUAAUGAAAUAAAUCGCCAAGCAGCACGGCUUACAAAUGGCGUCUGCGCCCGAAAGGAAAAAAAACGUGCGAAAGUAACGUCAUUCUUUAUGCUUGAGGAAAGAUUUAUUCGCGAAUUUAUACCCAGUAAGCAAAUUCAUAGCAGAAUGCGCGCAGAUUGGCAGCAAAUUUGAUCAGAAUCCCAAACCAUAAUCGUCUGUGGCCACAUCCUAUUUUUAUUCUGUCAUCAGAGUCUGCUGGCAGGCAAUGCGAGCAGAUUGACGUAGCAGAAACCGCGUUUGGUAGCAAAUCCUGUCUCGCAACAGGCUCUGCUCGAUUUCUGCCACCAAUCUGUUCGGAUUGUCUGUCAGCAACCUCUGUCACAUUUCUGGCGUCAGUUUGAUAAUAUAAUCAAAUAUAAUAAAUCCUAUGUUGGAUUUGCUGCCUUUCUGCCAUCAAAAGUUUGUAGCAAGCUUCCCUCAAAAUCUAUUUGCACAGGCUUGGCUAUCUGGGUACUUGGGUUUAUACGAUGAGAUGAUAAACGAUUUUCUUCGGCGUAAUCUCGUGGAAGUUUCUUCGAGCUCCCCGCCGCCUGUUUUGUGCCGCUUCUUUGUGGGCGACAGUUUUGCGUCACCCGCCAGUAAUGCGUCUCUGUUAGCGGAACGCGAAGUUUCAUUGCGCAUCUCUUAGGUGUAAAGGACCAAGAUUUCAAAGCGCUCCUGCGCGUUGCAUUCCGAGCACGGCCGUGUAUGUGAUUAUAGUUCUUGUUUAGCGUGUAUUACCCGCAUUGUUAAUGCGAGAGAGAGACGGGGAUUUACGUCGGAUGUCAUGAGCGAAAAUUGCCCGUCGGUCGGUGGGAUUCACCGCGAACGCGCAACCGUUCUUACCAAGAAACGGCGCGUCGACUUGAAGCCUGAUUUAUACUGUGUUCUUUAUUCUUUACUGUUUCCUUCUCUUUACUCUUAAACUUCUCUUAGUGCUCUUAUUUCUCCUUCUGAUUGAAACUUUUAGCUCACAUCUCUGCUACACGCUUUUUGUUCCCUUCUUUCUUUUUAUCUCUUUUUUACUCGAUCCUUAAUCCAGAACAAGAUAAAGAACGAAAAGCAACAAGCGCAUUGCACAGAUCAGACUUAGAUUCAAUGUGCUCUUUGCUCCCCGUUUCUUGUUCUGUGUCUUUUUCUGGCUUAAAACUUAAUCUACAAUUAAGCCAGAAAAAGACAGAGAAUAAGAAACAGGAGCAAAAAACAUACUAUAAAUCAAGACUUAAGGUUUAAGCCAGGAAAAGAGGAAGAAACAGAAAGCAAAGAACACAUUGUUGAUCAAGCUUUAAGCUUGAAGCCAGAAUAAGGUAGAGAACAAAAAACAGGAAGCAAAGAACACAUGGUAGAUCAGACUUGAGACUUAACGCGGGACUUUUUUCGUUAAGCAAGAAUGAUCCAUCUCACAAAAUUAUGUUUUUGAUUUCUUUAUUUUACUAAUAUAUGUAGUUUUAUGUAGUCCUUUCUACAUAAAACAAAAAACAUACAAGCCUUAUGGAUGCUUAAAAUCAAUUAAAAAACAAUUUUUAUUUUCUACCAGUUAAGCCAUUUUUUACUAGUUGUGUAUUUUUUACCCGUCUUUUUAAGGGUUAAACUUAUAGCUUACUUUAUAAUAUAUAUCGUUAAAGAGGAGAAAGUUGGCCAAGAACUUCAGUGUUAUUUAUUUUUUAUAAGUCAAAUUUCCAUCUUCAUUUUUCUUAAAACGCAUUUUAUGCGUGGGUUGGAUCAUUCUCGCGUAAUUACUGCCGAUUGUUCGACUCGAGUUCCACAGUAGCGAAUUGUAUUUAUUUAUUCGCCUAAGACAUAAGUGCGACGCGUAGAGAUUACUUCGGAGAGCGUUAGAGUAUUUGAUUACCGUAAAUCGGUGCCGUUAGUAUUAAUUAGGUUCCGAGCGCGAGCCUACGUUCCUCAGUACUAUUUACUACUUAGCAUCGCGUCUUUAGUGCCUAUACUGUUUAUUUAUUUAUUUAUUUAUUCGUAUAUUUAUUUAUUUAUUUAUCUAUUUAUUAUGUAUUUAAUUUAUUUAUUCCACGAGCACACGCGAUUGUGAUCUCGUGGAUCGAGCCGCGGAUCAAUCACCGUCGAGAGAUUCUCUUUCUCUCUCUAUCUCGCGCGCUCGCUGUGUGUAACGAAGCGCCGACAUUCGUGUUUGCGAAUCUAAUAAUGUAGGAUGUAGGAAUUGUUGCAUACACACCGAUCGUGUGUGCCGGAUCGUCGAAUUACAAUCUGGACAAACUGAUGUAUAUGCGAUUACGAAUGUAAUAAAAAAAAGUGGUAAACGAUUA
Molecule: messenger RNA, 6090 nt
Organism: Odontomachus brunneus
Lineage: Eukaryota; Metazoa; Arthropoda; Insecta; Hymenoptera; Formicidae
Exons: 6
Coding region: 2130-2510 (126 amino acids)
Source: RefSeq, a predicted model, not a curated record